This is a messenger RNA of Rattus rattus (black rat), 2114 nucleotides long. Its product is annotated as fibroblast growth factor 12-like. Gene Ontology annotation, cellular component: cytoplasm. NCBI's taxonomy places the organism in Eukaryota, Metazoa, Chordata, Mammalia, Rodentia, Muridae. The transcript is spliced from 4 exons. The record is from RefSeq and is a predicted model, not a curated record. Gene Ontology annotation, biological process: regulation of cell migration; positive regulation of protein phosphorylation; fibroblast growth factor receptor signaling pathway. Gene Ontology annotation, molecular function: growth factor activity; fibroblast growth factor receptor binding. The coding region runs from base 1088 to 1615 and encodes 175 amino acids.
CGUGUGGGCGCCGAGGACACCUUCGGCAGCUCUGCCUUUGGAGGGGCUUCUGUAAACUACUGAGUCAUUCCAGAUUUAGGAUUUCCUAAAUAAUCACCAACUGUGCCCGUCUCGUGCCGGAACGCAGGCAGUGAGAGCGGGAGAGCCCGCUCUCCGGACCCCGCCGAUCCCCGGGGUGCUUGGCCCUCGAGGAUCUCCCUCCCUCCCGUUGUCCCUCCCCCUCCCUCGUCUCCCGCUCUCUUUGCAGUGCUGCCGGAGGAGAGGCGCGCUCACCGCAGCUGGAAACAGCUGCCACCCCUCUCCAACCCCCCGCCCUGCUCCCCUACCCCGGGUCUGGGUAAUCGCUCCCACUUUUCGCCUCUUGGAAUUCCAGAAGUGGGGAGGCCGGCCCCCGGAGAACCGCAGCCGGUGCGAUGCAUUUCGUAGACCUCACCCAGCCGGGACGGACCUCCUAAUCUUCAGAACCGCGGGCCACAGGGAGUUAAAUUGCUGCCUUCCUCUUCUCUGUCGCGGUUGGUGGUUCGUUUUCUAAAGGAACGUUUUCUUCACUUUUUACUAUAUAUAUUUUUAAGCCGGGGGCACGCUUCUAGCCUCGGCCCAGACUCUGCCUUGUAAACGGGUUUCUAUGUAUAUAUGUGUAGGUAUACUUUGGACACCUUACAACGCUUGCGCCUCUCCAACCAGGGCACCGCUUGUUAUUUUGGACAUCUUUUCCCCCUUUCCACUUGGUACCCCGAACGCAGUGUGACCAAACUCCCCACUGCCCUUUGGACGUGGAUCGCCUUGGGGUGCAAGUUUGGGGUACAAACGUCUACUUCGCAAGAAGGCCUGGGACCGCCCCGCCCCCGCCGCCAGUGGUUGGGGAAGUUUACAUCCGGAUUUUCACACGUUUUGUUGCCACACUGCCCAGACUCUGACUAACCUUGUGGGCUCCAGGUUUUCGAUACUGCAACCUCCUCAAAUAUUAGCACUGCCUCCCCGCGCCUGUCCUAUUCCUCCAGGCCCCCGAGGUCCUGCCCUCAUCCCGGCGGAGCAGGAACCCGAGGGCGCAGUGGAGCCCGGGGCCUCCGGCCCGCGCUGAGCAGCUAUGGCUGCGGCGAUAGCCAGCUCCUUGAUCCGGCAGAAGCGGCAGGCGAGGGAGUCCAACAGCGACCGGGUGUCGGCCUCCAAGCGCCGCUCCAGCCCCAGCAAAGACGGGCGCUCCCUGUGCGAGAGGCACGUCCUCGGGGUGUUCAGCAAAGUGCGCUUCUGCAGCGGCCGCAAGAGGCCAGUGAGGCGGAGACCAGAACCCCAGCUGAAAGGGAUUGUGACAAGGUUAUUCAGCCAGCAGGGAUAUUUCCUGCAGAUGCAUCCAGAUGGUACCAUUGAUGGGACCAAGGACGAAAACAGCGACUACACCCUCUUCAAUCUAAUUCCUGUGGGACUGCGUGUAGUGGCCAUCCAAGGUGUGAAAGCCAGCCUUUAUGUGGCCAUGAAUGGAGAAGGCUAUCUCUACAGCUCAGUAAGUAAUUCAGUUGUGUGUGUGUGUUUGUGUGUGUGUGUGUGUGUGUGUGUGUGUGUGUGUGUGUGUGUGUGUGUGUGUGUGUAUACAAAUCACUUUUUCACUUUAUCAUAGUAUUUGGAUCUUCGAAGUGAUGGUGUUGGUCCCUCCCAUGUAUAACAUCCCUUCAAAUCUACAAGUGACGAAUGGUGUAACACCAGUGGCUAUACUCUGAGCACUGGUGUACUUUUAAGUACUUAAGGCCUAUUUUUAAGUUAAUACUAUCCUAGUUUCUCUCUCUCAAAAAACUUAAAUUCAUGCCCGGAAAAAAGUAGCUAUUCUGAAUAAUUUCUGUUUUUCACACGAGAAUUGGUUGUUUGUGGCUCAUAAAAACAAUGUUUCUUGAAAAUCACAGCUAAAGGUUUCUAUGUACUCCAUAAUCUCAGUCAUUGUACAGACUAUCUAGUAAGUCAACCUGUGUUUCUCAGCUGUGGGGUAAACACUGAAUAGUGUUAGACUUCAGGUAACUAUUUACUGUGUAUCUCAUACAUCAUACACGCUUAUUAGUAAUGCCUCUGUCAUCAUAGCACACUUAAGCUGCUAUUGUCUGAAUGUUCCCGACCAUCUCCGAUAA